AUGGACUCGUUCACCCGCAAGGUCUCGCGCCUCAAGAUCGGCAUCGAUCUCAAGCAGCAGGCCCCUGGCUUUGUGCCAUCGUACACCACGCUGGAUCGCAUCGAAGGCGAGGUGACUAUCCAGGCCGACCGGGACACUACUUUCGACCACAUUGCCAUUACUUUUGACGGAACAUCUACAGCCCGUGUGCAGCGCCAGGGCAGCAUGGCACAUCCCUCCAACGACAUCAGCGCCACCCAUCAAUUCCUCCGCCUGCGUCAACCCAUCGACCACAACAGCUACCCAGAGCCGCGCCAGUUCAAACCGCUAUGUCUGUACAAAUUCCCUUUUACAUUCGUCGUGCCCGAGCAACUCCUGCCCCAAAGCUGCAGCCAUUCCACCGAUAACCCGCAUCUGCAGGCUGCGCACAUGCAGCCGCCGCCGAGUCUGGGCGACCCGAUGAUGGCCAGCGAUGGCAAGACGCUGCUCGACGACCUCGCGCCGCAAAUGAGCGAGAUUCUGUACCGUAUUCGCGUGAGCGUGUACAGGCCGAAUACUACUGAUGGCAAGUUGGUGCCGGUUACUGCAGUCGCGAAAAAGAUUCGUGUUGUGCCUGCUAGUCUCGAGCAGCCGCCACUCGAGGUGACUUGUAACUGCACCGAUGACUACCGCACGCGCAAGGAAAAGGAUGUCCGCAAGGGCCUUUUGGGGAAAAAGACUGGUCGGCUCGUCAUGGCUGCCGCCCAGCCCAAACCGCUGCAGCUCCCGCCGCCGGGUGAGGAGACUGACAAUACCAUAAAUAGCCAUCUCACUGUGCAUGUGCGGUUUGACCCGGAGAAUGAUGAGCAGCCGCCGCGGUUGAAGUCUCUAUGGAGCAAGUUGCGCGUGUUGACGUACUUUUCGGCGGAGCCUUUUACCACGUUUCCGUCAAAGAGCAUGGCAUUAAUGUGGAGCUCGAUGCAGGGCGUGUAUACCGAGACGGUGGACCUUUCGUCGCUGUGCGUCUUGUCGGCGCAGUGGGAGAAACACGCUGCAUCAGAAAACGUGCGUCGCGGCUCGCUCGAGUCGACUGCUUCGGUGAAUACUAUUACUGGGCCGUCAGCCUCGUAUAGUGGAAAGGACUUUUAUACUGCGUCUAUUAUCGUUCCUAUUUCGUUACCCAAAACAAAAGCAUUUGUGCCGACGUUCCAUUCAUGUCUAAACUCGCGCGUGUACGCACUCGACCUGUCUCUGUCGUAUCAAUCCCCAAGCGCCAAGGUCCUCGUGUCAAGCGUGUCUCUGAAAAUUCCUAUCCAGAUUACAUCUCCAUACCGCGAGACGGCCUCGUUGGAUACAUCGGAUCCGGUCCUCUCGCAGAUGCAGGUCGAGGAAGAGUUUUAUCGGCCACGCAGUAUUGCACCGCCGAGCGACGAGUAUCUAGAGCAGGAUUCUCUGCUGCGAGCCUCAUCUCGAGUUUCUGCAGGUGAUUUUCCAGAGGAUGGCAGUCCGCCAGACUAUUCCAUGACCGUGCAACCUCAGAACACGCGCACGAGCUCGUCGUGUCCGCGGCGAAGAGAUUAUAUGAUGCUGGCUGCGUGUUGA
Talaromyces rugulosus is the source of this 1560-nucleotide messenger RNA. RefSeq lists its product as uncharacterized. The record is from RefSeq and is a predicted model, not a curated record. NCBI's taxonomy places the organism in Eukaryota, Fungi, Ascomycota, Eurotiomycetes, Eurotiales, Trichocomaceae. The transcript is spliced from 2 exons. The coding region runs from base 1 to 1560 and encodes 519 amino acids.